AUGAGGUGGUGGGGCGGAACAGCGAGGAUCAGUAUUGACAUACGCGAUAAGUCAGUACCAAAACAAUGGCUCUUGGAACCGGAAGACCUACCAUCGGAGGAACAACAUGCAGUGUUGAACGUGCCUGCAAAGUCUGAUAAACUCACAACCGAGGAGAUCGAGAUGACAAAUUCAGACGUUGAGUCACUCUUGGAGGCGUACCGAACUCGCAAGUGGACAGUGAGACAAGUCAUCACGGCUUUCUUGAAGAAGGCAGUAAUAAUGAAUCAAAUGACAAAUUUCGCGACGGAGUUUCUCCAAGAAGACGCCCUGAAACGCGCAGACGAGCUUGACGCGCAGCUCGCAUCAACAGGCCUCCUCGCCGGGCCCCUCCACGGCAUCCCGACCUCACUAGCAGAGCCGAUCCCCCUCGCAGGCCGCAUCGCCCACGCCGGCAUCGUCUCGCGCAUCAGCCGCGGGCCCCCGCCCGCCGAGGACGCACACCUCGUGCGCAAGCUCAGGCAGGCCGGCGCGGUGGUCCACCUCCGGACCAAUGUGGCCCAGGCGCUCGUGGGGCUUGAUUGUGAGAAUAACAUCAUGGGCUGCACGCUCAACCCGCGUGACCUGCGGCUCUCGGCAGGCGGCUCGUGCGGUGGCGAAGGCGUGAGCGUUGGGGCUGGUUGCUCCGUGCUCGGCGUCGGGGCAGACGUUGGCGGGGGUGUUCCGGUCCCUGCUGCGUUUGGGGGUUGCUAUGGGUUCAGGCCUACGGCGUCGAGGGUUCCAAUGAAUGGAGUCGUUGGGCCAACUGGGGAGCAGAAGAGCGCAGGAGGUGUGGCAGGGCCCUUGGCGCGGAGUGUAGACGGGUUGGAGGCCUGGAUGAAGGCGGUGCUCGCCCAGGCGCCGCGUGAUGCCGACACGUCCCUUGCGUCCCACCCGUGGAGAUCGGAUGUCGGCCUCGGAGGCUUCACCGUGGGCGUGAUGUGGGACGACGGGAUCAUCAGGCCUCACCCGCCCGUGCUGCGGGCCUUGAGGACGGCCGUCGAUAAACUCAAGGCUGUUGGCGUCAGGGUUGUGGAUUGGGAGCCGUGCAAUCACCAGCGGGGCUUGGAUAUCCUCGCGUCUCUCUCCUUCCCGGACGGCGGCCAGCGGUACCUCGACGAGUUUGACGAAUCCGGCGAGCCAGCCUUACCUUCAACGCGACAUGCCUUCGGCAUGGCGAAGAAGUCCGACAAGAUCCCCCUUACUGCCCAUGACACUUCGGCGCUGAGGCAGGAGCGAGAAAAGCAUCAGCGGGAGCACGACGCGCUGAUGAAGGAUCGAGGGGUGGACUUCAUCCUCGGGCCUGCCUACGUGGGCGCAGGAGCACUGCAAGGCAGUGUGAAGUAUCCCCACUACAGUUCUAUCUGGGACAUCUUGGACAUGCCCUCUGUGGUUCUGCCCAGUGGGCUCAGAUGUGACAAGGACGUGGACGUCAGAGACGAGACCUAUAAUCCCAGGAGCGACGUCGACAAGAAAGAAUGGAGAGCCUAUGAUCCAGACUUGUUCGAUGGGUUUCCCAUCGCGCUGCAGCUCGCCGGAAAACGGGUUGAGGAUGAGGAGGUCCUUGCGGCGGCAAGGGUUCUAGAGAAGGCGAUGAAAGGGGGUAACUAG
Messenger RNA from Diaporthe citri, 1629 nucleotides. RefSeq lists its product as uncharacterized. NCBI's taxonomy places the organism in Eukaryota, Fungi, Ascomycota, Sordariomycetes, Diaporthales, Diaporthaceae. The coding region runs from base 1 to 1629 and encodes 542 amino acids. The transcript has 3 exons. The record is from RefSeq and is a predicted model, not a curated record.